UUAUCCACACAGAAAUUAAUUUUCUCCUGAUUUUAUAUUUAUCGCCUCGACCCCUUUGUUCAGACAAAAAUAAUUUUCGAUCCUUUUUCAGUUUCCCUCUCUUUUCGCUUCCUUUGGAGGGAAAAAGCCUCAAAACCAUAUUCCCUGUUUAAAUCUAGGGUUUUAGUUAGUUCAAGUUCACUGUCGUCUUGUUUCUUUAAUUUCUCAGCUUACUGGAUAUGUCAUUCUUAUUAAUUUCACCAGCUGAGUUAUUGUAACUUGAAGUUCUGAUCUGCUCAUGCUCGAUUUUGCAUCAGGAUACUCUGCUCAGUACGGUCUCCAAUUUAGGAUUGCUCUGCUGGUAGGGAUAGCCUUCUGAAAUUUGUAAUAUCCUUCCAGCAGAAAUGCAAACCAAGAAAAGGGUUUCUGGUAGAAAUUCUUCUAGAGAGCAUGUCAGUCCAAGAAUUUCAAGAACUCAGAAAAAGGCUCCUGAUAAUGUACAACCUUGUCAAAAAAAAGUCACAGAGCUCAUUACAUCUUCAGCACGAAAGCAAAGAUGUGUAGGCAGUCUUCCAAGGAAUAAUGGGGAGCCUGUUGCAACUACGAAAUUGAAUAAUGUAACCAGCUCAGAGCCCAAUGACACAUCCAAUGGUGCUGCUUUAUGUGAUCUGGGGGAUCGGGAGGGUUGUGAUGAGGAACCAUGUAUAUUUUCUCCUGCUUUUCGCAUAUCAACAAUUGCUGGAGGGGAAAUUGCCAAUGAAGUUAACUUCAUCAAAGUGUUUCGGAGUGGGGACCAGAAAUUACUUGAGGAUUGUGGAACAUACCGUUCAACAGUUGAUAUUCAAGAUGGCCAUGUUACUCGAGAUGCUUUUGAAUCUACUUCUGGAGAAGACGAGGAGACAUGCCAUAAUGACAUAGGAGUUAAUACAAACACAUCAUCCACAAUAUUUUCUACUGAUACAAAUAUUGUGAAUUCUUCCAAUGUAGAUUCAGGAGGAGUUGGCCUUUCAUCUGAAGUUUCAGCUAUAUAUCUUGCUAUGAAGAAUUCAAAAUUGGAGUGCAUUGAUGAGUAUGAUCAAGAUUGCAUGUCAACUAGGGAGGAUGAUUAUGAGGAAUUUGAUGAUUUUGACCCCUAUUUAUUCAUAAAGAACCUGCCUGAGUUGUCAUCAGUUGUCCCCACAUUUCGGCCAAUGUUGCUUCCUAGACAGACGCGUAGCUGCCCUUCUACCACUCUUGUUUUAGAUUUAGAUGAGACUCUGGUGCACUCCACACUAGAACCUUGUGAUGAUGUAGACUUCACGUUUCCUGUGAACUUUAACCUCCAGGAGCAUACAGUCUAUGUUCGGUGUCGUCCUUACCUCAAAGAUUUUAUGGAGAAAGUUUCCAGUCUUUUUGAGAUCAUUAUAUUUACAGCUAGUCAAAGUAUUUAUGCGGAGCAACUUCUAAAUGUGCUUGAUCCAAAGAGGAAAAUAUUCCGCCACCGUGUUUACCGCGAAUCAUGUGUUUUUGUUGAGGGGAACUACCUCAAAGAUCUCUCAGUUCUUGGCCGUGAUUUAUCUCGUGUUAUUAUAAUUGACAACUCUCCUCAGGCAUUUGGUUUCCAAGUGGACAAUGGUAUUCCUAUUGAUAGCUGGUUUGAUGAUCGUUCAGAUCAAGAGUUGCUUUUAAUACUUCCAUUUUUGGAGAGCUUAGUAGGGGUUGAAGAUGUUAGGCCAUUGAUUGCUAAAAAAUACAAUCUUAGGGAGAAAAUUGCUGCAGCUGCUUAUCCUCCUAUAAAUUCGAAUUUGGGAGAUCCUUUGGAAAGGUGAGCUUCAAUGUGAAUUCCAAGUUUCUAAUGAGGCUGUCCUAUGUUAUUAAACAAUUUAAUUUGAGGAAAAUCCAAUUCUCUUUGUUGAGAAAUCCCCUGGAAUACUUAAAAUUUCAAAUUCAAGUGUGAUUCUAACCAGAUAGAAUGAAUGUGUUGAUUGUUGUAAUUGUGCUUGAGUUGGAACCUUCCUGUGAGGAAGAUGGUUCAUUAUAGUUGAUACAAUUCAAGUUAGCUGGAAUAAAGAUAUUCUCUGGUUUAAUACACAUGUACUGUGAAAGGCUGUUAUCUUACAUGGAACUACCACAAUUUGAAACAACAA
Messenger RNA from Jatropha curcas, 2105 nucleotides. It is a transcript of the gene SSP5, whose product is annotated as SCP1-like small phosphatase 5. Lineage: Eukaryota; Viridiplantae; Streptophyta; Magnoliopsida; Malpighiales; Euphorbiaceae. Gene Ontology annotation, molecular function: phosphatase activity. The record is from RefSeq and is a predicted model, not a curated record.